CUGAAACGCGGUUCCUUUUCGGUACGAGGGAAGCGUAUUUUGGAGUGACCAGAAGACAGCGAGACGCAACAACUUCGUUGCUUACUAUCAAAAUGGCGAUGUCUAGAAUAUUUCCUCUGGUUUUGACCCAUCGGCGUCUUCCAACACUCAUGGGUACUGGUGCGGUGCUGGCUUCUUCGGGAUUCAUGAUGGUGCAUUCUACCACGACAAAAACACAAUGCACCGAAACAAAUGAACUUCUUUUGAAACCUACCGAGUCUCCUUCGUUGUUGAUCCCAACAGCGGAGGCAUCUCUUCGAGCGAUGCGACUAAUAAGCACUGCGUUUCGAAUCAUUCUGGAUUAUCAAGUUGCCAAGGUUGAAACUCACAUGCCGUUUUCUUCCCUAAACAAAGAAGAAUGUGAAAUAAAAGAACUGGAGGCCGAAAUUGAGAGAAGAGAACUCAAACUAGAGGAGCUUCAGAUCGAAUACUCUCGUGGAACGGGAUCAAACGAGGCGACUCGGAAACUUUCCGUAGAGGAACGAAUAGAACUACAGAAUAAACAAAAAACGCAGAUACAAGAAGCUGCAGCCGAGCUAGCAGCCGUAGAGGAGAAAUGGAUGACGAGAGAAGAUCUUUCGAGCAAGAGCCGCCUCAAUCGAAAAUCUGCGGAACGCUUGCUCAAUCUUUGUCGCGAGAACGGCGGAGUUUACAUCAAGGUGGGCCAACACCUGGCGAAUCUAGACUAUCUUAUCCCCCGCGAAUACAUCGAAGUCCUCUCCUCUCUUUUCAACGAUGCACCCCAAUCGGACAUAAACGAUGUCUAUAGUGUCAUUGAAGAAGACCUUGGUCACAAAGCCGAAGACCUAUUCGAUGAUUUUGACCCGAUACCAAUCGCUUCUGCAUCGCUUGCACAAGUCCAUGUUGCCUACUGUAAGAAAACUAAAAAGAAACUAGCCGUCAAAGUUCAGCACAGAGGUCUGCGAGAGACCUCGGCGGGCGAUUUGUUUGCCGUGACAAGGGUGGUUCGCGCGAUCGAUUCUUUGUUCACUGAUUUUACGUUUGGCUGGAUCGCAGACGAAAUGGCUCCGCUGCUCCCUAAAGAACUGGAUUUUCAGCGAGAAGGCAGAAAUUCCGAGCAGGCCGCUGCCGAUGUUCGGAAAAGCGGCCUAGCGUGUUGCAUUCCAAAAGUCGUGUGGGAAAGGACGUCACCGCGUGUGUUGACCAUGGAAUUUGAAGAGGGGUUCAAGUCCACUGAUAUAGAAGCACUUAAAGACUCUGGAUUGAACAAGAGGUGAGUUCAAUGAGAGUUUUCCCAAACAUUGAGAAAUACUCGACCAAGGCGACGGCUUUCUCGUCUAUUAUCUCUAUUGAUCAAACACACAUUUUCUCGUCUAUUAUCUCUUAUCAUCGCACACAUACAAAUAAACACACGCUCUCUCUUCUCUCUCUCUCUCCCUUUCUGUCAUAUUCACCACUCUUCCACCCAGCGAUGUCGCCAAAUUAGUCUCUUCUGUCUUCAACUCACAGGUCUUUCACUCGGGCUUUGUGCACUGCGACCCCCAUCCCGGAAAUUGUCUCAUUCGCCGAUCGAAGAACGGAAGGCCCGAAAUGGUUCUGGUAGACCACGGCCUUUACAAGCGUCUCGACGACGACUUUCGGAUAAAAUACGCCGAGCUAUGGAGGUCCCUGAUGAUGGCCGAUCUGGAAGGGAUCAAGAGCGCCUGCUCUGGGAUGGGGGUGAACAAGAUGUACCCGCUCUUUGCCGCAAUGCUUACGGCGCGGCCGUACGACGAGAUCAUCGAGCGGUCCAAGACGGGGUCGCUCUCAGCCCGCACACACGGCGGAUCGUCCCACGAGGUGGGGAGCCAGGCGGAUCGCGCCGUUAUUCGGGGCUAUGCCAAGCAGUUCCUUGGAGAAAUCUUUUCGCUGCUCGGGGUUCUUCCGCCGCAGAUGCUGCUGCUGCUAAAGAUGAACGAUUGCCUCCGCCACAUCGACAUGACCCUCGAAUCUCCCACAAACACGCUGGUGAUUGCCGGAAAGUAUGCUGCAAGUGCGGUGUACAGGGAACAGAUGCGGAGAACGAGCAGCAGCAACAACGAGUUUUCGCUGGCGAAACGGUCGAUUCUGAGGUUUCGGUACUGGCUGGAGUACACGAAGGUAAUGUUUCGAAUCCAAAUUCACGAUGUUGGUGCCUGGAUACUAUCUAAAUAUUACAGCUGUUUGAAUUAUUAGUUUGUUCCUCGAAGCAAAGCAUCUACUUAUCCAACAGAAACCGAC
Pseudo-nitzschia multistriata is the source of this 2259-nucleotide messenger RNA. Lineage: Eukaryota; Bacillariophyta; Bacillariophyceae; Bacillariales; Bacillariaceae. The record is from the annotation of a GenBank genome assembly.